AUGGCUUCAAGCUCCGCAGUUCCCAUCGCGGGGCUGAAGCAUGACAUACUGCUGGAACUAUUCGCUCUGAUCGCGGCGACGGACGUCCCGCACGCUCUGCCUUGGGUCGAUCCCGGACCUUUGCGAUACCACCUCGGAUGGGUCCGUUUGACGCACGUUUGCCGCCUAUGGCGUGUGAUCCUUGUGGACGAGAUGCCUCAGCUUUGGGCGGAUGCGGUGUGCAGGAUACCACCUGCGCACGACAUCAUGCUCACGCGGGCGCGCGACCGCCCUCUCACCUUGAACCUCAACAUAUCCCUCGGCCAGAAUCUCAACCUCCCUUCCGGACACAUUCAUCAUGAACGACUGUACAACUUCGCUCUUGCGAACAUCGGUCAGGCCGAAGCCUUUCACGCAUUGCACGCAACCCCGGAUCGGGACUGGGUACCAGUGCUUGACGGGAAGCACCUCCCUUCGCUGAAGUAUCUGGAACUUAUACAACGGCAACCGCGCCGUGGCGACAGGAGAAUCCCGGUUCUGAGGUCACUCGAUGCGCCGAACCUUCUCUGGGCCAACCUGGAGGACAUCUCCCUCACUUUCACGUCCACUACUCUCCGUCAUCUAUGCAUCUUCGGCCACCAGAUGUUCUGUAACCCCGAGUGGUCAAUUCUGGACGUGCUAGGACGCCUCCCCCUUCUUGAGUGGCUGUCACUCGACCAGCAACCCCACGAACGCGCCGACUACUCGCAGUAUCAAGGCCCCCCUAUCUCCCUCGAGCACUUGAAGCUCCGCCGUUUAUACGGUAACGCCAAUUCGGACCUUGUCACGUUCAGCAAGCAUCUUCCAAUCACACCCCGUGUACAAGCGCAGCUGCGACAGCUGUAUCAUGCCCAUAUCGUCAUUGACGGCGAGAGAUGGGAGGAGGACUUCAUCGCGGCCUUCGGACCUUCGCUCAACGAACCGUCCCUGGACGGUCUGCUCGUCUGCGACGAAGGAGACAAGAUUUUCGUUUCCACAUUUCCGGCGUGUGAGAAACCGGAGCUUGCGCCCAGAGGAUGCAAACGACACUUCGGCCUCGACGUCCUGUACGAAGCCGAGCCCUUUCCACUCCGAAUCGGAUUGGCCGUGCUGGAGCACGUCGAUUCGUCUCGCGUCAAGCAAUUGGCCUUCGAAUUCAAGGUCGACGACGAGCACAUGGACAUGACCGUGGAGGCACUGCGCAUGUUUACCUCUGUCACCGACUUCGCGGCCUCGACAAGGGACGUGCUCCUACUACUCUCAUUCCAGAAGGACGGUUCGAUGUUGUUUCCCAACCUCGAGUCACUUCAUGCAGUCAUGGAGGCUCCCAUCGACACGGGAUUGUUGCACGUUUGGUGGGAUAGGCUCGUCAGAGCCAUAACAGAUCGGUCGGCCGCGGAUAUCCCCAUACGCUGCCUUCGACUUGCCGACGAUUGGAGGUCCGUUGAAUGGAGUGAGGAGCUUGCAACAAUCGAUGCCAUGGGGAUCGCAAGCGUCACGAAGCUCCUCGGUUUUGAGGUAGUAGACGAUCGUAGUACAUACACCGAACCUUACCGUGACCAUUCAUGA
Peniophora sp. CBMAI 1063 is the source of this 1566-nucleotide messenger RNA. Lineage: Eukaryota; Fungi; Basidiomycota; Agaricomycetes; Russulales; Peniophoraceae. The record is from the annotation of a GenBank genome assembly.